Molecule: messenger RNA, 1735 nt
Organism: Sitodiplosis mosellana (orange wheat blossom midge)
Lineage: Eukaryota; Metazoa; Arthropoda; Insecta; Diptera; Cecidomyiidae
Exons: 4
Coding region: 177-1559 (460 amino acids)
Molecular function (GO): protein binding
Source: RefSeq, a predicted model, not a curated record
CGCACUAUUUCUAGUUUGACGUUUGAUGUAGUAGCUACUGUAUGAAAAGUCGAGGUAAUGAAUUUUAAUAUCAGUAAUAAAUAUAUUUUGUUAUAACGCAACGACGUGGAUUUUCGUUUAGAUCGAUGAGAUAUUUGUGUUAUUCCGAAUAAAAAAAAUCGAACAAUAACUGCAGCAUGGCUGGUACGAAAAGAAAGAAGCGUGAUUCAAGGCAGAGAAAGCAGAAAAGACGAACAUUUCUGUUCGAGGUUAUAGAGCGUGACCCCAGCGAUAAUACACCGAAGACUGAAAUGAUGUCAAUUAAUGACAAUUGCAUUGAAGAGGUUUUAGAAUGGUUGUCUUUAUCAGAUUUGGUUAGCCUGAGCACAACGUGCAAACGAAUGAAAGACGUUGUGAGCCGAUACUUCGGACGUAAAUAUCCGACAAAAAGGAUCACGAUAAAAAUGGAUAGCGAUUUACGGGGGAGAAUUGAAUAUUGGCCUAGAGAAUUGUACGUACAACGAUUCCGUGAAUAUUUUCAAAAUAUCGCAAUCAGAGGUCGACAGCCGAUUAUAUUCCGACACGUUGGAUCUUUUUGCAACAAAACGCCGAAAAAACUCCGUAUCCUUGAAGCAAAAGCCUUAACAGAAAUGCAUGGUAAAUGCAUUGAAGACUUGUUGAAAAAUGUCGAAAUCGUUGAGUUUGAAGACUGUUCAUUUGCCACCGACUUCUACGAUAGCUUCUUAAAGUACUGUCUAAACCUCAAACAAUUAGUACUUAAGUCGUUUGCCGAAUGCACACACAAUGGCACGAAGAACCGAUGGCUUCUUCAUAAAUAUCCACAUUUGCGGAGAUUGAGCUGGAGUUUUGACGAAAAACCGCCCGAAGAACUGACUUACUUCUUCCAUCGAAAUCCAAAGGUGCAAAGUUUUGCCGCAGCUAAAUUUCCAUUGGAAAUCACCAAGUUGAUCACUAAUGCGGGCAUCAAAUUCGAUGAACUGUGCCUGGAUAUCGGUUUUGGUGUUGAUUUAAAUAUGAAACAAAUCUUUCAAAGUAUUGAACAGUUGCAUCAACAAGGACAAUUCAAAAAAUUGCAAAUGAUACCCACCACGUCGAUGUUUGUUGCAGCCAAAUUUCCACCGAUGCCGUAUCUGGAAGCGAUCAUGGCCAACCAAGUGUUUGAAGAUGUUAUCGCAGCAAUGAAAAGUCUAAAGGUACUUUACUUGGACGCCAUUUUGUUCCGUGCUGAGGCUGAAAUAUUGGCUCAGAACCUCACCAAUCUCGAAGAAAUCUAUGCAUACACUGACAGCGUGGAUGCGAUAGUGCCAUUCGUUUAUCAUUCAGCAAAAUUAGUGAAAAUCUACGUAAAUAAAACGUUCCUACCCAAUCCGCAGAAAAUUAGCCUCGGCAAACUGAGCAAAGAACGUGCAAAGCUAGUGAAUGCUCGCCCAUUGGCCAUUUAUCUCAAGGAAGAACUAUUUGUGAACAUUAAAUGGGCCGAAGAAAAUUUGAAACAAGGCCUGGUCGAAAUCAAAAGAGCCGAAUCCCAUUUUGUUAACAAUACAUUGGUUCGGAUGUGAUUGAAACGCAAGUUUACAAAAAUACAACAAGUAUUUGAUUCCCUCAAUUUACAAAAAAAAUUAAAUAUUUAGAGAUCUUUUCCUGUAACUUUUUUAAAACGAAUUUUUAACGAUUCACAAUUGUUGUAAAAUCAAACUGCAGAAUUAAUAAUGAAUAAAUUUAAUUUUUUGUGAAA